AGAGAAAAUCUCUGCUUGCCGCAAUGGAAAAGAUCAAAGAAGAGCUUAUGCUUUUUGGGUUGCUUUCAUUGCUGAUGGGUCAUUGGACUAUUUUUGUGGCAAAGAUUUGUGUUAAGUCUUCAGUUUUAAGCAGCAAAUUUUUCCCGUGUGCUGUGGAAGGCAAUUCAUCAAUCCGUUCAAGUUUAGAGCAUCAUAAUAUGACAGUUUUCAACGAGCAUGGGAACUCUGGGCUGCAUGAUUAUUGCCCUGAGGGUCACGAGUCAUUUGCUUCUUAUGACAGCCUUGAACAGCUUCAUCGUUUCAUAUUUGUCCUGGGGAUUACUCAUGUUUCCUACAGUUUUGUCGCUAUUGCCUUGGCCAUGAUUAAGAUAUAUAGCUGGAGAGCAUGGGAAAGUGAAGCAAAGACAAUGGCUAUGCAGAGUUUACAAGAUCCUUCGCAAGUCACAUCAAAUGUAAGAUUUAGACGGCUUUCUACGUUCAUUGUUCACCAGGCAUCCCAUCCCUGGAGUCAGCACAAAGUUCUUGUUUGGCUGCUUUGCUUCAGCCGCCAAUUCUGGAGUUCCAUCAACCGAGCUGAUUACAUGGCAUUGCGCUUAGGUUUUGUUACAACUCAUCAGCUUCCCCUGACGUAUGAUUUCCACAACUACAUUCUUCGAAGCAUGGAUGAUGAGUUCCGUGACAUUGUUGGUGUUAGCGUGCCUCUCUGGAUAUAUGCCAUUUGUUGCAUUUUCCUAGAUUUUCAUGGAAGCCACUUCUACUUUUGGCUUUCUUUCAUUCCAACAAUUUUGCUCCUGGUAAUUGGUACUAAACUGCAUCGGGUGGUGGUAAAGCUGGCUGUGGAGAUAAUGGACCGUUGCCCAUAUAUGAAGCACACUCAAUUCAACUUACGAGAUGAGCUCUUCUGGUUUGGGAAGCCAAGGCUUCUUCUGUGGUUAAUUCAGCUCAUAUCCUUCCUGAAUGCAUUUGAAAUGGCAUCAUUCAUAUGGUCCCUUUGGGAAAUCAGAGAACCUUCUUGUUUCAUGGACAGUCGAACCUUGGUUGUAAUCCGCUUGUCAUUUGGGGUCAUCUCCCAAAUCUGGUGCAGCUUCAUAACGUUUCCUCUGUAUGUUAUCGUCACGCAGAUGGGGUCGCGGUUCAAGAAGUCUGUGAUAUCUGAGAAUGUGAGAAAAUCACUCUCAAAAUGGAAGAGGAGAGUGAAGAGCAGACAAAGUCCUUCUGCCUCGCUCCUUGGCGCGACAACAACAUCAGUGACAACGUUGUCCGAUUUGAUGACGUCCGAGAUGGUGAACUCAAAUUACAAUGCAAUAAACAGUGAGGAAGGAAGCUCCUCGGGAACUAAGGAGUCUGGUCUCUCGCAUGAUCUUGAUGAUUACUCGGAUACCCAUAUACAUUACGAUUCUUCUCCUUCGCUGACUUUGAGAAUUUGAGAUUCCUUCUCAUGAAUACGUGCAGCCAACCAUUUGCUUAAGGAAAAUUCAAGGAGGAAAGGGAACAUCAGAGAGAAAUAUCUAUCUUUUGCUUGGUACACUGUGAUUAAGAGUUCAAUGAGUUAUUGGUGCUUCUCUUCAGUAAUGGAAAUAUGGAACCUUCACUAAUUCCUCCCCCCCCCCCCAAAAUUUCUAUCCAAAAAAAAAAACUUCAUCUUACCAAACAUAACAUUUGGUUAAUCAAC
This is a messenger RNA of Neltuma alba, 1672 nucleotides long. Its product is annotated as MLO-like protein 4. The record is from RefSeq and is a predicted model, not a curated record. Gene Ontology annotation, biological process: defense response. Lineage: Eukaryota; Viridiplantae; Streptophyta; Magnoliopsida; Fabales; Fabaceae. Gene Ontology annotation, cellular component: membrane. Bases 24 to 1427 code for a protein of 467 amino acids. The transcript is spliced from 15 exons.